Messenger RNA from Strongylocentrotus purpuratus (purple sea urchin), 3741 nucleotides. RefSeq lists its product as uncharacterized. The record is from RefSeq and is a predicted model, not a curated record. Gene Ontology annotation, molecular function: nucleic acid binding. NCBI's taxonomy places the organism in Eukaryota, Metazoa, Echinodermata, Echinoidea, Camarodonta, Strongylocentrotidae. The coding region runs from base 24 to 1916 and encodes 630 amino acids. The transcript has 2 exons.
GAUCGAUUGAAAACUGUAACAACAUGGCGGACGGAACUGAAGAAUUAUCUGUGGUCGUCGAGAAGUUUCGGCUUAUCAAUGAGCCUAAAAAUCACUGGGAGGCCAGGAAGAAAUUCUUGUUGAAUAACUGGGAUGAUUACCCGGAAAUGCAGCUAGUUUCAUUGUCGAUGGUGUGGGCCAACAUGCAGUUCGAUGGCUGCAAAUAUUCCCCUGAUCUCAUGGACAGAGUGCGGGACAUGGCAGCAGGAAUCUUUGUUCAACCCUCUACGACAACAUCACAAUUAUCAUCCAAAGUAAGACCUCAAGAGCCUGCCCUUCUUACAGCAUCUUCAUGUAGAGUACAAGACGAACAACCAAAUGAAAAGCACUUGAUGAACUGUACAACAAGCCAGCAUCCUAUGUCACUUGGUGGCGUCGAGGCUAGCAGUAGCGAGCAGACGGCAGAGUCUAGGGAACAUUCUUCAGCCAAGGAUGUCAAUGGGGAUCAUAUAGUCAUCAGCAAAGACACUCUUCUUUUUUCACUCUAUCCAUCAGAUGGUAAUCCAAAAUUUGAUAAAUUGGUUAAACUAUGUAGCAAAAUCAAAGAGAAAGCCGUAAGAGGAAAGACGGAUAAGCAAAUCAUAACGAUGCUUUGGACUCUCCUGAAUCAGCCAGAUUGUCAUAACCGAUAUGAAUAUCAACAAGUUAAUGAAGAUAGGCAAGUACAGUCCUGGAAGACCUACUUCUUGAUAGGGGAGACAUUGUGUGCUACUAAUGUUUCUAGCUCAAAGAAAGCAGGGAAGGAAAAGGCAGUGAUGUUGUUGAUAUCAUUGGUGAAACAGCACAAUGUCAUCACACUUCAAGAAAGUUGUGAGGAGGAAGCCGGUAAGCUGGGCUUUGUAUAUGAAAUAGUCUACAUGAACGACAAACCUCCUCAAGGGUGUAUGGCAAGCACUGACCAAGAUCUCAAUCAAGAGCAGACUGAGGAUCAAACUAUUCCCUCAGCGGAAGCAGACUUUCAGACCGAAGAUCAGAAGAGAAUAUCUGCAGAAUCCAUCUUAGAAUCCUUACCGCAUCAGUUUGCAACACACGAUCUGAAUUCCUUUAUUUUCGCAGCUCCCAAGCUACGUGGCUUUGUCUUAUACGAGUCGAGAGAAGACCAGGAAAAGCUUGGAUAUUUCAAUCCUGUUAGUACCAUUGUCAACUCGUGCUCUAUGUGUAAAGUACCAUGCGAAUUUGCUUCAGAGAAAUGUGAAAUUGGUUUGAGCACGGAGGGAAUUGUAUGCACUGUAUUCAUCAGUCAUGAGAGGAUUGCAACAGGUCUUGCCCUUGGGAGUCGAGAAGCUAAGCAUCUUGCUGCUCACCAUGCAAUCAAGGCUCUCAAGAUGACCAACCCUGUCCUAGUGAAGACCAUGACAGGAGACGGUACUGAAGUCAAUAGGGAUGAGCUGACUGAUCAUGGUCCAUCCAAAGAAGCAAUGCUUCCAGAGACCAAUGUCGGCCACAAGCUCCUGAAGAUGAUGGGUUGGAAGGGGGAAGGGGCUGGUCUUGGUAAGAGGGAGGAUGGAAUAGCAAACCCUGUCAAAGCUACUGGGUCUGGUUCCAAGACCAAAGAAGGUCUUGGCUGUGACAUGGCAAGCUUGAGAAACCCACAUACGAAGCGGCUGGAAGACCGUAAGGUCUGGGAGUACCUGCAAGAAUUUGCUCGAUCAGAUCGUGAAGAUGAACUGGUCUUUACCUCUGAGCUCAGCAUAGAUGAGAGGAAAAGGAUACAUGGCAUAUCUCUUAAGCUAGGAUUAAAGAGCAAGUCUAGGGGGAAAGGGGACUCGAGGUAUUUGAUUGUAGGAAGAAAGUGGAGUGUUGAUAAGUUAGUUCAAGCUGUUGAGGAGAAAGGAGGUAGCAUGGGAGGCUAUGAGUUACAUGGUCCACCAUUAUGAUAUCAUUAUAUAUGAACUACAAUUUUGUACAAAGUAAUGGAUUUGCUGUUCCAGAGUUUGACAAGCAUCAAGCAUAAUCAUGUUUUUGCCUCUUUUACUAACAGGUGUGUUCCUCUUUAUUGUCUGUUCCCAAUACAUUGUGGUAUACAGGUUUCCUUGAAAACAUGGGAUAUAAGUCAUGAAUUAGAUUACACAGUACUUCAUAAUAGCUGGCCAACAUCAAAGGAAUAAGAGAGACAGAAAUGGAUGUACAUGUAGGCACUAGCAAAGUACAUUGUAGUAGGUAUUGCUGUAUUAAUCAUUGAUUGGUAAGCAAAUCAUGGUACAUGUACACUGGGCAAUACCACCUUAGACUGAUGAAAUAUGUGCUGAUUUUGGACCAGUAUUUUCCACUAGCUACAUGUAUCUAAAAAAAUCAGCAGUGUCCCUUUCAUUGCUAAGUUUUAAUUUUUUUAAAGUUUUACCCUCUGUAUGAAACCAUUUAAUAUUUAAAGUGUUUCAAAUUCAAGAUUGGAUGAAAUGGGGUGAAGGUGUGUGUGAUCCAUUCCUAACAUCUCAGUCAUAAGUUUAGCUGUAAAUGAACAACCAUGGCUCUUUUAAGUUUUAACCAACCUAUUUCAGAAAGGAUGAGCAUCUUGCUAAUGAUUAAAGCAUUUUUUACUGGGUCUUUCAGCUACCUACAUGUAGUACCUGUUAUUCUAAUCUCAUUUCUCCAGUAUUUGUCAAGUAAUCCACCUAUAGCUUCACAAAAUCAUUCAAACAGGAUGUACUGCACACAGGAAGCUUUUAUAAGCUCAAUGAGAUGAGCCCUUUGUCUUGUUUUCUAUGGACAUUUUAAUAGCGACUCUGUGUUGCCUGGCAAAGAGAGAUUAGGCAGAUGUGCUUUUAUUGGUGAACUUUAAAGCCCCUUCUAUGUGAAUACCAGUACUAGAAGGUUGCAUGUUUAUUAAGGAAGCUGAGUUUAUGUAAGUUUGGUAAACUACGUUGUACCUGUUAGCAAAAUUAUUUACUGUUCCGUGUACCACUUAAGAGCUAAGAAUAUCUGAUUGUAGGAAAUUUCUGUUUUAUCAUAAAUUUCUUCAAGUCAGUAGGUCUUAUUUUUUAUUUCAGCCAUUUUGUAACCCAUGAAGCUAGAAUAUAGAAACAUUGAUAUUUGAGACAUUUGAGUAGGUAACGUGUUUUUUGCUAGAAAGCAAAUCCUGAUCAAGAAUGUAAAUGCUAUACUACAAAUUUUUAACUUUUUUUUUUCUUCUCUGGAUUCCUGUUUUGUAGAGUGUAAAGUGGAAAUUAUUCCAAAGAUUCAGCAUUGAAUAGAAUGAAGAUUAAUAUCCCAAUCCAGAUGACUUUAUUUCUGAUAAAUUGUUUUCAAAUCUAGAGUCAUUUCAGCACCAAGAGUAUGUUUUUUUUUCUGAAGAGAGUGCAGGCACUAUCAAUAAAUUUUUUUUAAUGAAGGGAUGAAAUGGUAUCAAUGUGUAUUCUCUUUUCCUGCUCAUAAGUGUUUUUUAAGAGAGAGAUUCUUAUUUGUUUAUUUUUGUCCAUCACAUUGAGGAGCAUGGCGGUUACCAUUUUUUUUUUUUUACUGUAUGUACUUAUAUUUAUCGGUCAUGUAGUGAGACAUUAUCCCAUUAUUUAUUAAAGAAAGUUGUUUUCCAUGUUCACUUUAGAUAACUUGUUGCUGGCAUUUUAGAAAUUUCUUUUCUGAAAGAGCAUAAACAAUUUGUUUCAUUUGUUUGCUGUAUUCUCUCAUCAUAUUGAUUCAGAAUUUUUUUGGAAUAAUGUUUUUGUAAAAUAACCUGCUUUUUGCAUUAAAAUGCUAUUAACUUUA